Messenger RNA from Psilocybe cubensis, 1149 nucleotides. RefSeq lists its product as uncharacterized. The record is from RefSeq and is a predicted model, not a curated record. The transcript has a single exon. Gene Ontology annotation, molecular function: zinc ion binding; RNA binding. Gene Ontology annotation, cellular component: catalytic step 2 spliceosome. Lineage: Eukaryota; Fungi; Basidiomycota; Agaricomycetes; Agaricales; Agrocybaceae. The coding region runs from base 1 to 1149 and encodes 382 amino acids.
AUGGGAUCAGAACCAAAUACCGUCGGAAACAACGGAGAUCAAACCAACGAAUUAGGGCCUUUAUUUUUCUAUCAUUCCUCUGCGGAACCUAUUCCUGGCUUCUAUGAACUCUAUGGGGUGUACGAACGGUCAGACACCAAUGUUCUAGGAGAUGAUGUUGACGGCGAAUCGACGGAUCACCAACUUGAUUCAGAUCAAAGCAGGUGCUUCAACUGUGGAGAACCGGAUCAUAAAGUCACAGAAUGUCCCCUUCGUCUCAAUCGCGAGCUCAUAGCACUCUCAAGGCAAUAUUAUCAAUUUAAACAAGGAACUCUAGGGACCGGAAAUUGGCAAAGAAUUCAUGCUGUUGAAGCCUGGAGGCAGCAACGUUUGAAUUGGCUGGAAGAAUUCGAACCAGGUAAAAUCAAGGGAGAACUCCUGAAGGAAGCCCUGGGGACCUACAACGAAGAAUGGCUUAGAAAUAUCUCUGUCUGGGGUUACCCUCCUGGAUGGAUCAGCCCAAUUGAUCCACGAGAACGUGUUAGAUCACGUAUCUGGAACGAAAUAGAUGGUGACAUUGAAGGUGAACUUGAUGAUUCAACGCCUUUCGAGAUCCAUGGGGAUGAUGAUCAUAUAGACCAAGUGUCAUUUGGAGAUACCUUCAAGAUUACCCGUCUUACUGAUAUAAAGCAUGAGGACCAAUCUGGCUCUGAAGAUUCAUCUAGUCGCCACUUGAGUAGUUCAGCCUCCUCUUCUGACGAGGAAUCCAGGGAUGAACCUCUCGUACCUAUCCGAUGGGCAAAUUACCCUCCUAGCUAUUUCUCUUCGCAGCACCUGAUACCCUACAAAUCGCCUCCUCCCUCUGAAACAUGGUAUAGUACUCGUUUCGAGAAUACCACCGCAUAUCUGUGUCAAUUUUCGUACUAUGGUUCCCAGCCGCCUCCACCUCCAUCUGAGGAACCGCCGCCUCUUCCGCCGCCGUUUGACCCGCCGCCGCCGCCGCCUCCUUCAAUGCCCCCACCUCCGUCUUCACCCCCACCGCCACCCCCUCCUGCAAAAGUGCUUAGUCAUGCUUCUGCACCGUUGCCCGACAAGCCCAAAGAUUUAACGCUUGAAAAUGAUCAAGCUGAUCUAUCUGAAUGUGAUAUGGAUUUCUCAGACUCAGAAUAA